This is a messenger RNA of Corythoichthys intestinalis (scribbled pipefish), 3812 nucleotides long. RefSeq names its product chloride channel 3 (gene clcn3). The transcript has 15 exons. The coding region runs from base 299 to 2926 and encodes 875 amino acids. Lineage: Eukaryota; Metazoa; Chordata; Actinopteri; Syngnathiformes; Syngnathidae. Gene Ontology annotation, molecular function: voltage-gated chloride channel activity. Gene Ontology annotation, cellular component: early endosome; synaptic vesicle; Golgi apparatus. The record is from RefSeq and is a predicted model, not a curated record. Gene Ontology annotation, biological process: chloride transport; transmembrane transport.
GGAAGUCAGUGUAGUGGCGACUUGACAAAACUUCAGCUUGUAAUAAUAAUAGCAAUAAUAAUAAAACUAGUGCGACAAGGCGACGUCAUGCACGGAAAACCGGAAGCAACCGUCUCUGACCCAGGAACGAGACGGGAGACGACAACACAGGGGCGAUUGACGAGAGAUUCGCGGCCGUAGCUGCCGCUUGCGCAAACGUCUGCUUGUCUAAAGUAGGCGAUUGGAAGCCAGAGCCAAGAUGAACUCUUGCGUCCUGAAUGGAUUUAAGGCUUCGCCAAGGGCUCGGGUGCUUUGCUAAAUGGAGUCGGAGCAGCUUUACCACAGAGGCUACAGGAACAGCAGGAACAGCUACAACAGCAUCGCCAGUGCCAGCAGCGACGAGGAGCUGCUCGAUGGAGCCGGCAUCGUCAUGGACUUCCACACUACAGAGGACGACAACCUGCUAGAUGGGGACGCCUCCUCUCCAGGGUCUAACUAUGCCAUGUCGAACGGGGGCGGCGCACCCAGCAGCUCUACCCACCUGCUGGACUUUUUAGAGGAGCCCAUUCCAGGCGUGGGAACCUACGAUGACUUCCACACCAUCGACUGGGUGCGCGAGAAGUGCAAGGACCGAGAGAGGCACCGUAAGAUCAACAGUAAGAAGAAGGAGUCUGCGUGGGAGUUCACCAAGAGUCUGUAUGACGCCUGGUCCGGAUGGCUGGUGGUUACGCUAACAGGCUUAGCCUCCGGCGCGCUGGCCGGCCUGAUAGACAUCGCCGCCGACUGGAUGAACGACCUAAAAGAGGGCGUGUGCCUGAGCGCCAUGUGGUUCAACCACGAGCAGUGCUGCUGGACGUCCAACGAGACCACCUUCGCCGAGAGGGACAAGUGUCCCCAGUGGAAGAGCUGGGCUGAGCUCAUCCUGGGCCAAGCCGAGGGUCCGGGCUCGUACAUCAUGAACUACUUCAUGUACAUCUACUGGGCCCUGUCUUUCGCCUUCCUUGCGGUGUGUCUCGUCAAGGUCUUUGCUCCGUAUGCCUGUGGAUCGGGGAUUCCGGAGAUUAAGACCAUCCUGAGCGGGUUUAUUAUCAGAGGCUACCUGGGCAAGUGGACCCUGAUGAUAAAGACCAUCACCUUGGUCCUAGCGGUGGCAUCGGGUCUGAGUCUGGGAAAGGAGGGCCCGCUAGUUCACGUGGCGUGCUGCUGUGGAAACAUCUUCUCUUAUCUCUUCCCCAAGUACAGCAAGAACGAGGCAAAGAAGCGAGAGGUCCUCUCCGCCGCAUCGGCAGCUGGCGUGUCGGUGGCGUUUGGAGCCCCGAUAGGUGGCGUUCUCUUCAGCCUGGAAGAGGUGAGCUACUACUUCCCUCUCAAGACACUGUGGCGCUCCUUUUUCGCCGCCCUGGUAGCCGCCUUUGUCCUUCGUUCCAUUAACCCGUUUGGGAACAGCCGUCUGGUGCUGUUCUACGUGGAGUACCACACACCCUGGUACCUGUUUGAGCUCAUCCCCUUCAUCCUUCUGGGAGUUUUCGGAGGCCUCUGGGGCGCUUUCUUUAUUCGGGCUAACAUUGCUUGGUGUCGGCGACGGAAGUCCACCCGCUUCGGCAAAUACCCGGUUUUGGAGGUGAUCCUUGUGGCGGCCAUCACAGCAGUCGUGGCGUUCCCUAACCCGUAUACCCGCCAGAACACCAGUGAGCUGAUCAAGGAGCUCUUUACCGACUGUGGCCCGCUAGAGUCCUCGCAGCUCUGCCAGUACCGCAGCCAGAUGAACGGCAGCAAGGCCUUCACGGACAACCCCAACCGCCCCGCUGGGCCCGGUGUCUACGCCGCCAUGUGGCAGCUCUGCCUGGCGCUCAUCUUUAAAAUCAUCAUGACCAUCUUCACAUUCGGCCUCAAGGUUCCGUCAGGUUUGUUCAUUCCCAGCAUGGCCAUCGGAGCCAUCGCCGGGCGAAUCGUCGGCAUCGCCGUGGAGCAACUGGCAUAUUACCACCACGACUGGUUCCUGUUCAAAGAGUGGUGUGAGGUGGGCGCAGACUGUAUUACGCCGGGACUGUACGCCAUGGUGGGGGCCGCUGCUUGCCUCGGCGGCGUCACCCGUAUGACCGUUUCCUUAGUGGUCAUUGUCUUCGAGCUGACCGGUGGACUGGAGUACAUCGUACCCCUGAUGGCCGCUGUCAUGACCAGCAAAUGGGUGGGCGACGCCUUUGGCCGAGAGGGGAUCUACGAGGCCCACAUCCGUCUCAACGGCUACCCCUUCCUGGACGCCAAGGAGGAAUUCACACACACCACGCUGGCCAGGGAGGUGAUGAGGCCGCGCCGCUGCGACCCGCCGCUGGCCGUGCUGACCCAAGACGACCUGACCGUCGAGGACCUCCAAGCCGUCAUCAACGAAACCAGUUACAAUGGUUUUCCCGUCAUCGUGUCCAAGGAGUCUCAGAGGCUCGUGGGUUUCGCUCUGCGUAGGGAUAUCACUAUCGCUAUAGAGAACGCCCGCCGCAAACAAGAGGGCAUCAUGUUGAACUCCAGGGUGUACUUCACCCAGCACGCCCCCACCCUGCCCGCGGACAGCCCCCGGCCCCUCAAGCUGCGCUCCAUCCUGGACAUGAGCCCCUUCACCGUCACCGACCACACCCCCAUGGAAAUUGUGGUGGACAUCUUCAGGAAGCUGGGGCUGCGCCAGUGCCUGGUCACUCACAACGGGAUUGUAUUGGGCAUCAUCACAAAGAAGAAUAUAUUAGAGCAUCUGGAGGAGCUCAAGCACAACACAGAGUCCCUGGCGUCUUCUGGGCAUCAUCACAAAAAAGGAUAUCCUGCGUCACAUGGCCCAAAUGGCAAAUCAAGAUCCCGAGUCCAUCAUGUUCAACUGAUCUGCUCCUUUCAGGACUGCUGGGAGGACCAGGACCAGGACCAGGAGGAAGGAGCGCGCCUCCUGGACAGCGCCCAUCUCUGACAUUCAGACCUCGUUUCCUUACAUUUCUCCUUCUGGACUCCAUCCGCUAAAGUCGAUCGAUGAUCAAUAGGAGAUUUGACACACGGAGGUCCGACUUAUCACUUGAUCUGAGUGAUCUAUGAAGGAGUUCCAGACGGCGUGCUCUGGUGCGCAGGUUUUUUUUUUUUUUUUUUGUAAACUAAUCCGUCCAUCGUCGUGAAGUGCCCACCCAAAAAAUGUGACUAUCGUGUGUGCAAUUGUCUUUCCACAACAGCUACUUUACCCGUUUGCCGUCACUUUCGCUCGACCGGCAGAAGGUCGGCCUAAUCGUAGCAUGUUUGCGUACCGCGCGGAGUUACCAGUUUUCUGGCGUAGCUUUCUGAAGCUGCUGUUCACAUUCCAAAAACACGCUAUGAUAACUGAAGACUCCAAAUUGCCCGUAGGUUUGAGUGUGAAAAUAAACGACUGAUAAACGGGGUGAGACAACGGGCACGGUUGGCUCUAAAGACACGAGUGGCUUUGCGCUCCUUACGUACCCCAAGAACCGAUUGAAGAUGUCGGCGCGCAAGGCCGUCCGUCCGUCCGUCUCUCCGUCCUGCUGAGGUCUGGCGUCGACCCGUCUCGGUUUCUUCGAUUUGCACAUCGUGAUCUUUGCUUUCUUUGAUUGUCUAUUUGAAACCAUUAAAUUUGGAUUUGAAUUUCACCAACACUCAUUUGAGUCAUAGAUCAUGAUUGCGUACUUUGUACUUUAAUGAUAAAAGAAGACUCACAUCAGGGAAGAAAAAAUAUUUAUUUCUGAGGAGGUUGAUGAAACAAAAACUUGGGAUCAGGAGCAACAGUGUAUGAGUCCCUUCAGGGAGAUUGACAGAAAUUUAAACCAUCUGGAUCUGCUCCAGAUUGUAUGUGG